UCGGGUCGCUCCAGGGCGGGGAAACGGAACUGGGCCAUGGAAGACACUUCGGGGACUCGCGAGCCCCGGGCCCGGCCAAGAGAGCGGGACCCAGACCGGCGCCCCCAGCCGGACCGAGACCGCCACCCCGAGCGACCGCGGGACAGAGCUGGGGACCCCCGCAGGGAGAGAAACGGGGGCGGACGGAGGGAUGGCGACCGGGACAAGGGCAGGGACCGACAUCCCCGCCAGGACAGACCCCGGCUCGGGGACCAGCGCGCUGGGGAACAAAGAGUUAGAGAAAAGUCCCGCCAAGGCCGGACGCCGGACUGUCCCCGGCGGACCACCUGGGAGGCAGCCCCGCCCCCCUGGCCCGCGCCCUGGGAAACCCCGCAGCCGCCGCCCCAGAGGAAGGAGGGCUUCGGGCGCCGCGGCCCGGAAAGUGAAUCGACCUCAGGGAGAUACCUGCCCCCGAGCCCCAGGCCUGGACCAGAGGAAGUGGAAUAUUCCCAGUCAGAGGCUGCGGGACUCCUGGAAUGCCACAAAUGCAGAUACUUGUGCACGGGGAGAGGUGUGGUACAGAUAGUGGAGGUGAUGUUGAAUGGGAUGGUUCUCAUGUGUAUCGUGGCCUCCUACUUUGUCCUUGCUGGAUUCAGUGCCAGCUUUCCCACCGCCGGCGGCUUUGGGAACAACUAUUACUCACCAUUUGAGGGCACCGAGCUGGAGCAGGUUCGACAGCUGGACCAGCAGUACACGGUCCUCCGGGCACCUCUGAUAUAUGGCGGUGUGGCUGUUUCUCUGGGGCUGGGUGUCCUCACCAUGGGUGUUCUACUCCGAGGAGCCAAGAAUCUAACCAAACUGCCAGGGAAGUGGCUCCUUCUGGAGGCUGCCUUCAGUCUCCUAGCAGCAGUGGGCUACUGCAUAGGCAUUGGCAUUUACCUCCACGUUGCCUUGCGGAUCAAUUCCACAGACACUUGCAAAACAAGAGAGAGGCUCUAUGCCCGCAAGGGUCUCACCUGGAUGAACUGCCAGCUGGCAGGCACUGAUGGAGCAGCAGCCACCUUUGCUUGUCUUCUGGUGAUUAUGUAUGGUGUUAGCGUGGUGCUGGCCCUACGGAGCUACCGAGAACAGAAGCGCUACAAAGAUAACCGAGAACAGCACAGAAAUUACAGUGAUGCACCAGAAUAUCUGUGGUCUGGAACACUCUGAGAUCAUCUCGGAACCUAAAUGUCAACCCACCUCCCUUGUUUCUCUCAAAAAGAUGGGUCCUUUAAAAUCACACACGAGCCAACUGUGGUUUUCACCUGCUUGACCUUAUAAAUGCUCCCUUUGGUACAAAUGCAAAGCUAGAUGAUCGUUUCAUUUGUCUGUGAAUAAGUCUUUAUUGGCUGUGAGCUUGAAAAAAUAUCUCCAACUUUGCUACAAAGAGCAACAUCAGAAGUUUGGGUACACCCUUAUGAUGGCUCUCCUACCAAAUGGCAAGGUAAUAAUGUUAAUAAACAAGUAGCCAGAGAAAUUCUGAGAGAUGAGAACUACACAUCAGGGGUAGCAGGCCCAGUAUGAUAGUAGAAAUAUCUUACCUGUCUUAACUAGUUAAACUCACCAAAAGAAACUUGCCAUUUCCCCUCAUAUUUGGUCCCAGGGGAAUGAUUUUAAAGCAGUUGUGUGGCUGAAUUCUAAAUGAGUAAUUACAUCUGACCGUCUCCUAGAGGGAAGCUGUUCUGCCCAUGCGGCAGUGUACUGUGACCACCUGGGUCCGCAGGAGCCUUCUCCCAUUAGAGAUGGGAGGCUGGAUGUCUGAGAGGGGAAGAGAGAUGCUUUUAGCAUGCACAUCCAUUCUCAGGAUUCCUGCAGUAGGGCUGAGAGAAAAUGGUUUUUGCCAGCAUUCCAAGUUAGUUUCUUUCUUGUUGCGCGUCAUUCAAUUGGAAUUCACUUAAUUUUCUUAAAUAUGAGGCUUCCAAAUAGUGAGAAAUAAAAUUCAUAAACUUCUUAAACAUGCUCUUCAACUGAUUUCAAAGACAAAGCAGUUCAUUUUACUAGACUCUAAAGGCUUACAGAGGCGUCUUCCUCUCUGCAUUCCCUGACAGCGCCCAGUGAGGAGGCUUCCAAAGGAAGACUGUCAUCUCUCAGGACCCUGAAUUGUCUUCAUAACAUAACAGCUCAUUAACACGGAGUCUUAAAAACAAAAUUCUUUCAAUAAUUUUAACCUAAAGUUUUACAGCUAUUCCUAUACUUUACAACUAGUCACAGAUUUUCAGUUCGUGUCAAAUGAAACUAGAAAUAUACACGUUCUUAUUAUAUAGGUUUUUUUCUAAUUGUCCUCUUGCUUUUCAAUAGCUUUUUUCAUAAUAUCAUUGUUUUAUCUUCAUAUUAUAAAUGAGAUUAAACUAA
Equus quagga is the source of this 2370-nucleotide messenger RNA. It is a transcript of the gene MARVELD3, whose product is annotated as MARVEL domain containing 3. Gene Ontology annotation, cellular component: membrane. NCBI's taxonomy places the organism in Eukaryota, Metazoa, Chordata, Mammalia, Perissodactyla, Equidae. The transcript has 3 exons. The record is from RefSeq and is a predicted model, not a curated record. Bases 37 to 1188 code for a protein of 383 amino acids.